Molecule: messenger RNA, 2311 nt
Organism: Homo sapiens (human)
Lineage: Eukaryota; Metazoa; Chordata; Mammalia; Primates; Hominidae
Gene: RELB
Product: RELB proto-oncogene, NF-kB subunit
Exons: 13
Coding region: 581-1909 (442 amino acids)
Biological process (GO): lymphocyte differentiation; negative regulation of DNA-templated transcription; non-canonical NF-kappaB signal transduction
Cellular component (GO): cytosol; nucleus; synapse
Molecular function (GO): DNA-binding transcription factor activity; DNA binding; RNA polymerase II cis-regulatory region sequence-specific DNA binding
Source: RefSeq, a predicted model, not a curated record
GCAGCCCCGGGCGCCGCGCGUCCUGCCCGGCCUGCGGCCCCAGCCCUUGCGCCGCUCGUCCGACCCGCGAUCGUCCACCAGACCGUGCCUCCCGGCCGCCCGGCCGGCCCGCGUGCAUGCUUCGGUCUGGGCCAGCCUCUGGGCCGUCCGUCCCCACUGGCCGGGCCAUGCCGAGUCGCCGCGUCGCCAGACCGCCGGCUGCGCCGGAGCUGGGGGCCUUAGGGUCCCCCGACCUCUCCUCACUCUCGCUCGCCGUUUCCAGGAGCACAGGUUCAUCCAGCACAGAUGCCUAAGAAGGAUUUUCCCAGUUCAAGUGACUUGAGAUGAAUUGGAGAUCAUCGACGAGUACAUCAAGGAGAACGGCUUCGGCCUGGACGGGGGACAGCCGGGCCCGGGCGAGGGGCUGCCACGCCUGGUGUCUCGCGGGGCUGCGUCCCUGAGCACGGUCACCCUGGGCCCUGUGGCGCCCCCAGCCACGCCGCCGCCUUGGGGCUGCCCCCUGGGCCGACUAGUGUCCCCAGCGCCGGGCCCGGGCCCGCAGCCGCACCUGGUCAUCACGGAGCAGCCCAAGCAGCGCGGCAUGCGCUUCCGCUACGAGUGCGAGGGCCGCUCGGCCGGCAGCAUCCUUGGGGAGAGCAGCACCGAGGCCAGCAAGACGCUGCCCGCCAUCGAGCUCCGGGAUUGUGGAGGGCUGCGGGAGGUGGAGGUGACUGCCUGCCUGGUGUGGAAGGACUGGCCUCACCGAGUCCACCCCCACAGCCUCGUGGGGAAAGACUGCACCGACGGCAUCUGCAGGGUGCGGCUCCGGCCUCACGUCAGCCCCCGGCACAGUUUUAACAACCUGGGCAUCCAGUGUGUGAGGAAGAAGGAGAUUGAGGCUGCCAUUGAGCGGAAGAUUCAACUGGGCAUUGACCCCUACAACGCUGGGUCCCUGAAGAACCAUCAGGAAGUAGACAUGAAUGUGGUGAGGAUCUGCUUCCAGGCCUCAUAUCGGGACCAGCAGGGACAGAUGCGCCGGAUGGAUCCUGUGCUUUCCGAGCCCGUCUAUGACAAGAAAUCCACAAACACAUCAGAGCUGCGGAUUUGCCGAAUUAACAAGGAAAGCGGGCCGUGCACCGGUGGCGAGGAGCUCUACUUGCUCUGCGACAAGGUGCAGAAAGAGGACAUAUCAGUGGUGUUCAGCAGGGCCUCCUGGGAAGGUCGGGCUGACUUCUCCCAGGCCGACGUGCACCGCCAGAUUGCCAUUGUGUUCAAGACGCCGCCCUACGAGGACCUGGAGAUUGUCGAGCCCGUGACAGUCAACGUCUUCCUGCAGCGGCUCACCGAUGGGGUCUGCAGCGAGCCAUUGCCUUUCACGUACCUGCCUCGCGACCAUGACAGCUACGGCGUGGACAAGAAGCGGAAACGGGGGAUGCCCGACGUCCUUGGGGAGCUGAACAGCUCUGACCCCCAUGGCAUCGAGAGCAAACGGCGGAAGAAAAAGCCGGCCAUCCUGGACCACUUCCUGCCCAACCACGGCUCAGGCCCGUUCCUCCCGCCGUCAGCCCUGCUGCCAGACCCUGACUUCUUCUCUGGCACCGUGUCCCUGCCCGGCCUGGAGCCCCCUGGCGGGCCUGACCUCCUGGACGAUGGCUUUGCCUACGACCCUACGGCCCCCACACUCUUCACCAUGCUGGACCUGCUGCCCCCGGCACCGCCACACGCUAGCGCUGUUGUGUGCAGCGGAGGUGCCGGGGCCGUGGUUGGGGAGACCCCCGGCCCUGAACCACUGACACUGGACUCGUACCAGGCCCCGGGCCCCGGGGAUGGAGGCACCGCCAGCCUUGUGGGCAGCAACAUGUUCCCCAAUCAUUACCGCGAGGCGGCCUUUGGGGGCGGCCUCCUAUCCCCGGGGCCUGAAGCCACGUAGCCCCGCGAUGCCAGAGGAGGGGCACUGGGUGGGGAGGGAGGUGGAGGAGCCGUGCAAUCCCAACCAGGAUGUCUAGCACCCCCAUCCCCUUGGCCCUUCCUCAUGCUUCUGAAGUGGACAUAUUCAGCCUUGGCGAGAAGCUCCGUUGCACGGGUUUCCCCUUGAGCCCAUUUUACAGAUGAGGAAACUGAGUCCGGAGAGGAAAAGGGACAUGGCUCCCGUGCACUAGCUUGUUACAGCUGCCUCUGUCCCCACAUGUGGGGGCACCUUCUCCAGUAGGAUUCGGAAAAGAUUGUACAUAUGGGAGGAGGGGGCAGAUUCCUGGCCCUCCCUCCCCAGACUUGAAGGUGGGGGGUAGGUUGGUUGUUCAGAGUCUUCCCAAUAAAGAUGAGUUUUUGAGCC